This is a messenger RNA of Scedosporium apiospermum, 4635 nucleotides long. RefSeq lists its product as uncharacterized. The coding region runs from base 1 to 4635 and encodes 1544 amino acids. Gene Ontology annotation, biological process: transmembrane transport. The transcript is spliced from 10 exons. Gene Ontology annotation, molecular function: ATP binding; ABC-type transporter activity; ATP hydrolysis activity. Gene Ontology annotation, cellular component: membrane. NCBI's taxonomy places the organism in Eukaryota, Fungi, Ascomycota, Sordariomycetes, Microascales, Microascaceae. The record is from RefSeq and is a predicted model, not a curated record.
AUGCGAGUCUUCGAAGAUCAGGAUCAAUUCCGCUUCGAGACCGGGUCGUUUACCGGCUUCCGGCCUCUACGCCAGCUCGGCAGCGGCUAUCUCACCUCACCGGGCCAUUUCAAGCAGCCGCUGUGUGGCAACGAAGAAGGAUGGGGCCCCUUGAGCCCUCACCGAUAUGACUUUACUCCUUGCUUUAUCGACGUGUGGGUUGCCACGGUGGCCGCCUUCGGUAUUGUUAUCGGCGGCAUUGCCGUCGCGUGGCUAGUAAAGCGCUGCACGCCUGUCGAUAUCUCAAAGAACUGGCAUUUCUGGUUGAAACAGUCCCUUCUGGCUGCCGUUAUCGCCGAUUUCGUCUUGCAACUUGCCAUUCAGAUUAUUAGCUACCCAGGCAUCUGGUUCGGCGAUUUUCGAGUCUGGACUACCGCCGCGACCAUCGCGUCCCUCGCUGUCAUCUUCUCCAUCCAAUGGCUCGAGUAUACGCGCCUCCGCAAUCCCAACGGUGUCGCUCUUUUCUACUGGCUGUUCCUCCUGAUCGCCCUCGCUGUCAAGCUCCGAUCUCUCAUCUCCCAACAACUCUACCAUUCCGACCUGUGGUAUUUCACCAUCUACGCUGUCGGAUGCGGCCUUUCCGUUGCCGCCUUCCUGGCCGAGUGGAUUUGGCCCAAGUCGGAUAGCCGAUACGAGGCCCUUGAAGAGUUCGAGGAGGAAUGUCCUCUCGAGACGGCCACCGUCUUCUCUCGUUUGACCUUCUCGUGGAUGACGCCCUUGAUGCGCUACGGCUAUAAACAGUACCUCACCGAAGACGACCUGUGGGCUCUUGCGCACACCGACAACACCAAGACCACCGGUGACGCUUUCGAUAACGCGUGGCAACAUGAGUUGGAGCAUCGGAAGGAGAAACCCUCCCUCUGGUGGGCAAUGGGUCGCGCCUAUGGUGGCCCUUACGCGCUCGCUGCUAUCUUUAAAAUUGGCAACGACAUCUCUCAAUACGUGCAGCCUCAGCUUUUGAGGAUCCUGAUCGGCUGGGUUGAUUCGUAUCGACCCGGCAAGGAGCCCGAGCCCGUCAUCAAGGGAGCUGCUAUUGCCCUGGGCAUGUUCUCCUGUGCCGUUUUCCAGACUGCCAUGGUCCACCAAUACUUCCAAACUACCUUCGUUACGGGCAUGCGGAUCAAGGGUGGUUUAGCCUCGGCCAUCUACCGAAAGUCCCUCCGACUCUCCAACGAAGGUCGGUCACACAAGACGACCGGUGACAUCGUCAACUAUAUGGCCGUCGAUGCUCAGCGCCUGCAGGAUCUCGCCCAGUUCCUACACCAGAUCUGGUCCUCGCCCUUCCAAAUCAUCCUCUGCAUGGUUUCUCUCUACCACCUGGUUGGAUGGUCUAUGCUUGCAGGUAUCGGAGUCAUGAUUAUCAUGAUGCCAUUAAACGGCUGGAUUUCCAAGGUGAUGAGGAACCUGCAGAAGAAGCAGAUGAAGAACAAGGAUGCCAGGAGCAGGCUAGUGACCGAAAUCAUCAAUAACAUGAAGAGCAUCAAGCUCUAUGCCUGGAGCGCCGCCUUCAUGAACAAACUUAACUAUGUUCGAAACGAGCAAGAAUUGAAGAACCUGCGAAAAAUCGGAGCAACCCAAGCCCUUGCCAACUUUGCCUGGAACACUGCCCCCUUCUUCGUGUCUUGCUCGACAUUUGCUGUCUUUGUCCUCACUCAGGAUAAACCCCUUAGCACGGACAUUGUCUUCCCUGCUCUAGCCCUCUUCAACCUUCUUACAUUCCCUCUUGCUGUCUUGCCUAUGGUCAUUACCGCCAUGGUUGAAGCCGGCGUUGCUGUCCGCCGGUUGUCUGAUUUCCUUGCCGCUGAGGAGAUUCAGCCCGAUGCCGUUGCCAUCAAGCCUUCUCCUGACGCUAUCGGCGAGGAGUCCGUUGUCAUCCGCAACGCGACUUUCUCAUGGAACCGCCAUGAGUCGAAGACUGCUCUCAGGGACAUCGACUUUACCGCCUAUAAGGGCCAGCUGUCCUGCAUCGUCGGCAGGGUCGGCGCCGGCAAGUCUUCCUUCCUUCAGUCUAUUUUGGGAGAUCUAUGGAAGGUCGAGGGUAAAGUCGAAGUCCACGGUACCGUUGCGUAUGUCGCUCAGCAGCCCUGGAUUCUGAACGCUACGGUUAAGGAGAACAUCAUUUUCGGGUACCGUUAUGAUUCCCACUUCUACGAGCUCACUGUCAAGGCCUGUGCGCUCUUAGACGACUUUGUCCAGCUCCCCGAUGGCGACGAAACCGUGGUCGGUGAGCGCGGUAUUUCUCUCAGCGGUGGUCAGAAGGCUCGCGUUGCUUUGGCCCGUGCCGUCUAUGCUCGAGCUGAUAUCUAUCUCCUCGACGAUGUACUUUCUGCCGUGGAUUCGCACGUCGGCCGACACAUCAUCGAGAACGUUCUCGGUCCUCGGGGUCUCCUCCACACUAGGACCCGAGUCCUUGCCACUAACUCUAUCUCGGUUCUCCAGGAGGCCAGCCACAUCACUCUCCUCAAGGAUGGCGAGAUUGCUGAAAAGGGUGCUUUCCAGGAGCUCAUGCUUCAGAAGGGUCUAGUUGCCGAGCUCGUUAAGACCGCGAAGCAGGAUCAGAAUGGUGGUUCUUCGUCCGACUCAUCCUCGAGCAUCUCCAGCAGCGAAUCCGCCACUGUCCACGAGGCCGACCUCAAGGACUCCGAUAGGGAUGCUUUGGAUGAAGCUGGGGAGCCCAUUCCCGAAGCGCAGCAUGGCGGUGAAACCGACGGCAAGAAGAGGGCUAUGAGCAUCGCAACUCUCCGUCGACCAAGCGCCGCGAGCUUUAGAGGAGCUCGGGGCAAGCUUGCGGACGAGGAGGGCAAUAAUAGUAGGACCAAGCAGAAAAAGGAGCACUCUGAGCAGGGCUCGGUCAAAUGGGAUGUCUAUACUCAGUACGCAAAGGACAACAACUUGGGCGCUGUUGCUAUCUAUUUGUUCGCCCUAGUCGCCGCCCAGUGCGUUAGCGUUGCUGGUUCCGUUUGGCUGAAGCGGUGGUCCGAGACAAACCAGGAGUCCGGGUAUAACCCAGAUAUCGGCAAAUUCAUCAGCAUCUACUUUGCCUUUGGUGUGGGGGCUGCUGCUCUCACCGUCGGGCAAACCCUCAUACUCUGGAUCUUCUGCUCUAUCGAGGCCUCGCGAAAACUGCACGAGAGAAUGGCGAACGCUAUUUUCCGAUCGCCAAUGUCGUUCUUCGAUACAACUCCGACUGGCCGUAUCCUUAAUCGAUUCUCAAGUGACAUCUACCGUGUCGAUGAGGUCCUUGCCCGGACCUUCAACAUGCUAUUCGUCAAUCUCUCCAGGUCCGGCUUCACGUUGAUGAUCAUCUCAGUUUCCACGCCCAUUUUCACCGCCCUUAUUAUCCCGCUCGGCUUCAUGUAUAGGUGGAUCCAAAAGUACUACCUGCGCACGUCGCGAGAGCUCAAGAGACUGGAUAGCGUCAGCCGAAGCCCCAUCUACGCUCACUUCCAAGAAACGCUGGGUGGUGUUUCGACUAUUAGGGCGUACCGCCAGCAGGACCGAUUCGGGCUCGAGAACGAGUGGCGCAUCGACCAAAACCUCCAGGCCUACUUCCCAUCUAUCAGCGCGAAUCGAUGGCUUGCCAUCCGUCUCGAGUUCAUCGGUGCCAUUGUCAUUCUCUCGGCUGCCGGAUUUUCUAUCAUGUAUGUGGCGGGCGGUAGUGGUCUAACGUCGGGUAUGGUCGGUCUGGCCAUGUCAUAUGCCCUACAGAUUGUCACAUCGCUCAAUUGGAUUGUCCGCCAAACGGUCGAGGUAGAGACGAACAUCGUGUCGGUCGAGCGUGUGCUCGAGUAUACCCACCUGCCCAGCGAGGCACCUGAAAUCAUCCCCGGCAACCGCCCACCGGUUUCAUGGCCGUCCAAGGGUGCCGUCUCGUUCAACAACUACAGCACCCGUUAUCGAGAAGGUCUCGACCUCGUGCUCAAGAACAUCAACCUCGACAUCAAGUCGCACGAGAAGAUCGGUGUGGUGGGGCGUACGGGGGCGGGCAAGUCGUCGCUCACCCUCGCACUGUUCCGGAUCAUCGAGCCGGUGUCGGGUAACAUCACCAUCGACGGCAUCAACACGUCGACGAUUGGGCUGCUGGAUCUGAGGCGACGCCUUGCUAUCAUUCCGCAGGACGCAGCUCUUUUCGAGGGCACGGUUCGCGACAAUCUUGAUCCUGGACAUGUGCACGAUGACACUGAGUUGUGGAGCGUAUUAGAGCACGCGCGUCUAAAGGACCAUGUCUCAUCCAUGGAUGGUGGCCUCGAAGCCAAGAUCAACGAAGGAGGAUCCAACCUCUCACAGGGCCAGCGCCAGCUCGUAUCCCUGGCGCGAGCUAUGCUCACGCCGUCCAACAUCCUGGUUCUCGACGAGGCCACGGCUGCCGUCGACGUGCAGACGGACGUGCUGCUGCAGGCGACGCUGCGGAGUCCGCUGUUCGCGAACCGGACCAUCAUCACGGUGGCGCACCGCAUCAACACGAUCAUGGACAGCGACCGGGUGGUGGUGCUGGACAAGGGCGAGGUGGUGGAGUUCGAUACGCCGCAGGAGCUGAUUAAGAAGCAGGGUGUGUUUUAUGGGUUGGUUAAGCAGGCUGGCAUUGAGACGGAUUGA